Molecule: messenger RNA, 1366 nt
Organism: Phoenix dactylifera (date palm)
Lineage: Eukaryota; Viridiplantae; Streptophyta; Magnoliopsida; Arecales; Arecaceae
Product: light-induced protein, chloroplastic-like
Source: RefSeq, a predicted model, not a curated record
AACUUGCACGCAUCCGCUCCGUUAUUGAAAUAAUAACGCUUUCAAGUUCUUCCUUUGCUUCCAUUCGGCCAUCGAAGAAGCCGAGAAGGGAGAAGAGAACGCUAUAUAGUCUGGCUCUUGGUUAAUUCGAGCAAGGAGGAAGGAAGAAGAAAAGAGAUGGCAGGGGUGGCGUCUUGGAAACCCUUGGCCCUGAAGGCCCCUCCGGCUGUGGCGACGGGGGCCCCGCUACUCCGCCACCACCCAUCCAUCCACCCCGUCGCCAUCGGCGCCCCAGCUUCCCCUUUCCAGAAAGCCCCGAUCUUGAGGAGCGCAGCGCGGCUACCACUCGCCGCGGCGCCCUUCCGGCCCCGGGCAGUGGCGGACGACGACGAGCUGGGCAGAGAGGUUGGGGUGGAGGAGGGGGCGGCGGGUGGGGGACUGGCUGUGGCGGAGGAGGAGGAGGAGGGGAAGGUGGAGCCGAGCGAGAUCGGAGAACUGAAGCGGAAGCUGAUGGAGUUGCUGUACGGGACGGACCGGGGCCUGAACGCGUCGAGCGAGACGCGGGCUGAGAUCCUGGAGCUCAUCACCCAGCUGGAAUCCAAGAACCCUACUCCCGCCCCCACCGAGGCCCUCACCCUCCUUAACGGCAAAUGGAUUCUUGCGUAUACUUCGUUCUCGCCGCUGUUCCCACUGUUGGGGUCGGGGAGGCUGCCGGAGGUGGUGAAGGUGGAGGAGAUAUCGCAAACGAUCGACUCUGAGAAUUUUACGGUGCAGAAUUCAGUGCAGUUUGCAGGGCCGCUCGCCACCACCUGUGUCACCACCAACGCCAAGUUCGAAGUCCGAAGCCCCAAGCGCGUGCAGAUAAAAUUUGAGGAAGGCAUUAUAGGCACUCCACAGAUAACAGACUCCAUUGUCAUACCCGAGAAGGUAGAGUUCCUGGGGCAGAAUAUUGACCUCUCUCCUUUCAAGGGUGUGAUCACUUCAGUCCAGGAUGCAGCAUCAUCGGUGGCUAGGACAAUCUCCGAACGACCGCCAUGGAAGAUCCCAAUCAACAACAACAACGCGCAGUCCUGGUUGCUGACAACCUACCUUGACGAGGAGCUUAGAAUCUCGAGAGCUGAUGGUGGCAGCGUCUUCGUUCUCAUCAAGGAAGGUAGCUCGCUCUUGAACUAGAGGCACACCUUCUGUUCAUGGUGGAUGAACAUACUAUGUCUUCCUGUGGAAUAUAACUUUCACAGAAUGCUAGUUAAUUUAUGGGUAUCAUUUGUAAGCAGCUGUUGGUGCUUUUUAUCCCUUGUGUGCGCUUUGUUAUCUAAAUGUUUUACAACGAGACCUUAAGAAUUUCUGGAUGAAUAAAGGGAAAAAGUUGUAAGCAUUUUUGUCUGAA